AAAACUUAUCAUAUCUUGUGACAAUGGUAAUAAAGAAGUAAAUAUGAAAGGAAAGCAUUCAAAUGGAAAAAAAAUAAUAAUGUUUCGUUAUUCUUAUAAUACUUGAUCAUAUUCCCAUGAAGCAGACGUUGUAUUUCCUGUAGAUUCAUGCUAGUUGUGUUAAUAACUAUUACUUGAAUGAUCGAUAAAUAUGCAGAUACUUGACUGUGAAGAGACUUAUUGUCUAAGAAAGCAUCAAGAAUCUUGUCUCAAGUAAUGUCGUUGCUGAAAAUUACACACAUUUUAAGCCAAUGAGUGCUAAGUUCAGUUUUCCUGUAUUUCUUGACACAUGCAAUCAUUACAUUCAUAAAAAUCUAAAACUUGACAAAAAAACAACUGAUAUUAUUACAACAAAAGAUCCUGUUGACAUGGAGAUGAAACAUCAUUCAGCGUAUAAUGUAAAAGAGCAUGGAUCUAGUAGUAUGAUUCAUGACGAUACAAUUCAUCAUGUACAAAGUAUCCCAUGGGAAUCUGUUAAGAGUGAUACAAGAGUGGAUCCUUAUCUUUGUGAUUUCGACAUAGAAUUAUGCAAUCGAUCAAAUUAUGUGGAUAUGUAUAAUCCUAAUAGUAGUUCAGACUAUAAUAAAUUAUCAAGUAAUACCUCAGUGGAAUAUAAACAAUAUCUUGUGCCACCACAACCUCAGGAAUGUACUCAACGACGAACAUCAUUGCACGGGAAAACAAUCACUGUACGUAUCAGUCGUAAUGAAACUAGAUAUCGGAAGUUACAAGCAAAAAUUUAUAAUUUUCUUGAAAGACCUAAAACAUGGCCAUCUGUGAUAUAUCAUGUAAUUGUAUUCGCUUCUGUAUUUGGAUGCCUUGUCCUAAGUGUGUUAUCCACUAUUCAUGAAUAUACAGAAUCAGCUGGAAGAAUUUUAUUAUAUAUGGAACUUGUAAUUCUAUUUUGGUUUUUCGCUGAAUAUUGUUUACGUCUAUGGAGUGCUGGGUGUAGAUCCAGAUAUCAGACAUGGCGUGGAAGGUUGAAUUUCGCAAGACGACCUUUUUGUAUAGUUGAUGUAAUUGUCAUAGUUGCCAGUGUAAUAGUCUUGGCUGUAGAUAGCGACAGAAAUAUGUUUGCUGCUAGUGCACUUAGAGGAUUGAGAUUUUUUCAGAUUUUGCGUAUGAUACGUAUGGAUCGUAGAGGUGGAUCAUUUAAAUUGCUAGCAUCUGUUGUAUGGGCACACAGACAAGAAUUAUUCACAACUGUAUAUAUUGGAUUUUUAGGUCUGAUAUUCAGUUCAUUCUUAAUAUUUCUAGUGGAAAAAAAAGAGAAUGAGAAAAUUCGUACCUAUGCUGAUGCUUUAUGGUGGGGUGUAAUAACUCUUUGUACAGUCGGUUACGGGGAUACAGUGCCUAAAACAUGGAUGGGGAAAAUUAUUGCAGCAUUUUGUGCAUUGGCUGGUAUCUCCUUUUUCGCUCUACCUGCUGGUAUACUAGGUAGUGGUUUCGCUCUCAAAGUACAGCAGCAUCAGAGACAAAAACACCUAAUUCGAAGAAGAGUUCCAGCGGCCACAUUAAUCCAAUGUCUAUGGAGGUGUUAUGCUGCUGAUCCACAUUCAUCAUCUGCAGCAACAUGGAAAAUUCACAUGAGACCUUUACGGAAGCCUGUUGGUCUAACAAAUUCGUAUUCCAUGAUUGAAAGGAGUGGAUUUUCUCGAUUCAGUCGUUUUUCGACAUUAAAACGUCGUUCAGAUAAAAUUCAUUCCGGUACAAAUACAGGCGUGAAUAACACUGCACCUACUGUAUCCUCAGAUGAAACAAACACUGAUUUACCAAGAUCUGCACCGGCUAAACCUGAAGGUUUAGACGCUAUGUAUACAUUUAUAAGUGAUGAAGAUGCUGCAAAGUUGAAGCAUAUUCAACAAGCUCUUGAUCAUGAGAAACCACAUAGUCCAGAUGGAAAGUUGGAGAAAGAAUCAGAUGAAAUGCUAGCAACAUUUAGUCAAGCACAAAUAGGAAAUAUUCAAGCAAAUGUAAUUGAUCCAUUAUCAUCAGGUGACCGAGAAUACAUCAGUCUAUCAAAACAAAGACGUCAGUUAACCACUAAUGGACAGAAUUAUGCCAAUCAGCCUAUGCUUCAACAAGAAUCAGUUCUGUGUACCUCACGAGGUUCUGAAGUUAUUAUGCACCCGCUGACAGAAAAAGAAAAAGUUGCUGUUCGAGUUAUUCGUAAAUUAAGAUUUUUUGUUGCACGUAGAAAGUUUCGCGAGGCGCUUCGACCAUACGAUGUAAAAGAUGUGAUUGAACAAUAUUCAGCUGGACAUGUUGAUAUGUUGGCUCGUGUAAAGACACUUCAAGCAAGGUUGGAUCAAAUUCUAGGACGUCCUGGUUCAAAAAAUGAUGAUGUCUAUGAUUCACAUUUGUGUUUAGCUUCAAGAAUUGUGAAAAUUGAGCAUAAGAUUGAUACAGUUGAAAUGAAACUUGACAGAUUGAUUAAUUUGUAUAAAGCCGACCGUUUCAUAAAAUAUCAUGGUCAAAUGGGAAAUACUGGUGUCGUUGGUAAACGCCUACUCCGAAGUGGAGAGAAAAAUGUACAAGAAAAGUAUGUACAGUAUUCUGAUACACAAGAUAAGCCAUAUCAUGAACAAAAAUCUUUGAUGACGUCAACAACAGGUCAAAAGGUACAAUUACUAGAAGACGAUGAUGGAUAUACAAUCCGUGAUAAACCAUAUAUAAGAUUUGCAAAUCAGCGGCUACCUAAAUCUGAAAGAAAUUCACGUAUUGUCAGCUCUCCACUUGCCUUGACAAAUGAAAGAUGGAGAAGUUUUGAGUAUGAAACACCUAACACUAGUGCAUAUCAUUAUAGUGAACCUAUGAGUAAAGAGUAUCAGCACCCGAUGUCUUUAAAACCACAUUUCUCUUGUAGUAGUGAUAAACUUCCACCAACCUACAACAAGCAUACCUAUCCUCUUCAGUCUACAUCUUCAGGUAAUUUAAUCCCAAGUGGACGAGUAAUGUCCACUUUUUCAGAAAGCUGUUUAGGCGCAGUCGUUGAUGAUGAUGGUGAUAAUGAUGAUGAUCGACCUAAACUUCAAGAAAUCAACAAGCAGUAUCACCCUCAACAAUCCGUAGAUGAACUUUAUCUAGAUGAUUUACUUAAUACUUGUAAUCUUACAGAGAGUGUUAAUUUAAUUAAAAUACCAGAUCCUUAUGCAUCACCCUCCAAAUCAUGUUUACGUAGACAAGAUGAAGUUGUCUCUCCUGUAGAUUGUCAAUUUAUUGAUGAUGAUGAAAAGAAGUCUUUAAUAAGUUCAUCGGACAAUGUUGUUGUAGAUAGUGUAAAAAGUCCUCAAGAUGACAAUGAUGAUGAUGAUAAUGAAAGAGCUAUUCGUAAAAGUAUCUAACUUUGGCUACAUUUUUAAAUUUGUAAUAACAUUUUUAAAUGAGUACAAAACUAGACCAGUCUUAUUUUCAUUUUUGUACUAGCUAAGUAAACAACUAACUUACUAACUAACUCAAACAACAUUAACUACUCUGAUUAUUUGAUUUCCAUUUAUUUUUCGCAUAGAAUCGAACAAAAUAGUUCAAAUGUUUUUGUUUUAAAUUUCAAAAAAACAAACAAAUUUUUGUCAGUAGACACCAAUUUUCUUUUGUUAUACUUUUGUAUUCUUAACUCUUCAUUGUCUUGUAGUCUUUUCAUACCCUAUUUUCUUUUUGUCUCCCAUUCUGUAUAUGUAAAUUACCGACGCGUCCACUGAGUCGGAAGGAAACACUGAAAUGUCUUCCUCAAAACCUCAAAAACAGUUUAUGCAAAAAAAACCUCAUUUGAACAUAACUAAAGUGCAGAAUGUACACACACACACACACAACACUCUUCUUAAUUCCUCAUUUCUUUUCACUUUAUCAAAAUUAAAAAUAAACGAACAAACAAAAAUAACCACCCUUCUAUCAUUUCUUUUAGUCAAGUCACUAACUAUGGAACAGAUUCAUACCUGUAUAUUCUUCUCCAUCGAUCCUUUUCUUCUUCUGCUUCUUCGUCUUAUCCAAUUUUUUCUCUUCAUUUCACCAUAUUUUUAGAUAAAUUCUAAAAGCAUGUGUACAUAAACCCAUAUAGGAGUGUGAUUGACAGAA
Trichobilharzia regenti is the source of this 4110-nucleotide messenger RNA. Lineage: Eukaryota; Metazoa; Platyhelminthes; Trematoda; Strigeidida; Schistosomatidae. The record is from the annotation of a GenBank genome assembly.